Molecule: messenger RNA, 390 nt
Organism: Rotaria sp. Silwood1
Lineage: Eukaryota; Metazoa; Rotifera; Eurotatoria; Philodinida; Philodinidae
Source: the annotation of a GenBank genome assembly
AUGAAUCAACAUAAUAUUAGUCUUCUUGAUUUACCUAAUGAAAUAUUACUUAUGAUUUUCAAAAAGCUCGAUAAUAUGUAUGUUCUUUAUUCAUUAUUACUUGUAAAUAAUCGACGACUUGACGCUUUAAUACAAGAAAAUAAUUUCGCUAGUAUUCUCAAUUUUAUAUUACCAACAUCACUUAAUCAUACUCACACGCCUGUUAUUCCAAGCGUUGAUCAAUUCUGCACUUCAAUAUUAGGAAGAAUUAAUCACAAAGUUAAAACUCUUAUUGUUGGUUCAUUCUCUAUGAAAGACAUUCUUUAUGCUGCCCGAUAUCCUAAUUUAACUGAAGUUAAACUCUUUAAUGUUGACAGCUUGACUAUUUCAUUGUAUUUUACAGGUAAAUAA